Bemisia tabaci is the source of this 21581-nucleotide messenger RNA. The record is from RefSeq and is a predicted model, not a curated record. NCBI's taxonomy places the organism in Eukaryota, Metazoa, Arthropoda, Insecta, Hemiptera, Aleyrodidae.
UUUUAACCGUUGAUUACGUGAUUUCGCGGCGGGUAGUGACGACACUGGAUGUAACUCCAACGGACCCUGACCCAAUGACAACAUGACCGUUAUCACAGAUAACACGGUCACGGUCGAGGAAUCUAAAACAGAGGAUGACGAGCCGCCGUUACUCGCACACUCCGAGACCCGGACAGUCCAGGUUUUCGAGAAUGAUGACGUCACUUUAGUGUGCAAAUUUGCCGAUAGGGGCGGUGACCCCACUGCCAUCACCUGGACACGAGGGGAUGUUCGGCUGAUCGGGGAGCGGUUUCGGAUGCGACACGCGUCGAAGGCGCGCUCGCUGACGAUCCAGAAAGCCAGACAGGAUGACAGCGGCGUCUACAGCUUCGCCGCCACGAAUCCCUUCGGGGAGGCCAAUGGGAGCUUCGAGCUUUCGGUCAAGCCGCAACACCCCGCCGCUCCCGUCUUCCUCAGACGCCUCUCCGAUCUCGCCGCCAAAAUCGGCACCAGGACCCGAUUCCUGGCUGAAAUCACCAGCCCCACUCAAAUUAAGGUAACAUGGUUUUUCGACGAUCGACCGAUCACCCCGAAUCCAAGAUACAAUGUGAUCCGGGAGGGCAAUUUCUUUUGCGUGGAGGUUUCGCCCAUCGCGCUGGAGGACCAUGGCCGGUGGACGUGCAUGGCCGAGAAUGAGCAAGGCCGCAGCUCAUGUUCCUGUCAUCUCGAUGUUUUGAUUCCGAAGGCAUACAAAGCUCCUCAGUUUUUGGAGGAACUUCGGGCAUUGCUAACGGAGCAAGGGACGGUCUCACUGGAGUGCAAGGUGGUCGGAAUUCCGACUCCUCACCUGAGAUGGUUCAAAGACAAACAAGAGAUCAAGCCGGGAGACCUGUUCGCCCUCUCGGCCAACCCUAAGGAUCCGACGUCUCUGGGCACCUACAUGUGUCAGGCGACCAACUGUAUGGGCACCGCGUGUUCAGUCUCUAAGGUUAACUUCAUCGGCAACCAGGUGCCCACGAGUCUCUUGCCACCUGGACCAGCCCCCGUUUUUGUGAAAGAACUGUCCGAUCACAAAUCAAAAAUCGGAGAGGUUCUUGCGUUAGAUUGUCAAGUUGCCGUCCCGCCGUGGCCGAAAAAUAUAAGUUGGUACAAUGAAAAUGGGGUCGUCGAGGAUAAUGAAAAGUACAAAACGAUGGCCGAUGGGCUCGGCGGUUAUAGUUUAGAAAUUAAUCCACUGGAUGCUACCGAUGCGGGCAUCUGGAAAUGCGUAGCAACUAGCGUGACUGGCGUCAAAGAAAUUACUUCCUGCCAUCUUGAUAUUACAUUCCCUAAAAAUUACCGAAAGCCAAAAUUCUUAGAAGGACUGAAAGCGGUGCUGACGGAAGAAGGUUUGGUGUCAUUUGAAUGCAAAGUAGUCGGUUUCCCGACACCACACCUUCGAUGGUUCAAAGAUGGACAAGAAUUAAAGCCAGGAGAUGUUUAUCAGCUCACUGGAACUAACUCCUUAGGAUCAUAUUGCUGUGUGGCUAAAAACUGCAUGGGUGAAGCUAAAAGUGGUGCCGAGUUAACGGUUGAGGAUAUUCAAAGUCAACUGUCUGAAGAGGAAAGGCUUCAGCUUUUCUCAAAUAAUCAGCCACCUCGCUUUAUCCUCGGUCUAAAAAGCUGCGAGGCAAAAAUUAACGAAGAAUUCCGCUUCACCAUUCAAGUUAGUAUUGCGCCAGAACCAAAAAUCAAUUGGUUUAGAAAUGAUGAAGAAAUUCAAGACUGUGAAGAUUAUCAAAUCGUUAAAGAGGCGCUUGGAGUUAGUCACUUAAAACUCAAGUGCCUUAAACUGAUUGACCAGACGGAAUGGAAGUGCGUGGCGACAAACGAUUAUGGUCAAAGUGUCACUUCGUGUUCCUUGAAACUGAGCAUUCCAAAACAUUUCAAGAAACCACGUUUUCUUGAAAAUUUAAAAGCUGUGAUGUCAGAAGAGGGGGCCGUUAACCUAGAGUGUAAGGUAAUCGGUGUACCACAACCGGUGCUAAAAUGGUACAAAGAUGGAAAAAUUUUACAACCAGGUGAUAUUCAUCGUAUCAUCUCGGGACAAGAUGGAAAGUGCUGUCUUGGGACCUACACUUGUGAAGCUGUUAACUGUAUGGGCAGUGUAUCAAGUUCUGCGUCUCUUUUGGGCUUCGAGGAUCGAGCACAAGUUGUCGACAGCCGGCCUCCAGCAGAUCUACACGUAACGCGAGACUUAUCCUUAUCCACAAUUCAAGAAGAGCGAACUUCUCAAAUGUAUGAAACUGAACAUACUUUGACCGCCGAUGACCGAGAGGUGUCGUUCUCUUUCGACGGCAAAGAAGUGUCCGUUUCUCUCUAUGAAACGCCUGAUCUAACGGAAGAGGAGGCUUUACAAAUAGUUGAGAUGUAUGCAGAAGAGCUGUCAGAGCAUAUUUCAGAGCAUAAUGUCAUCGACUUACCACCCUUACGUUUCGUGAAAGAGACGUCCACGUCCGGAAAUCUUCUCAUGGAAGCGGUCGUAAUUGACGUCACCACCGAUUUCUGUGGCCCAGCUGAGGACGAUCUCCGAACCGAUGCCGAUUUCGAAGAAAUUUCGAUUGCUGAGGAGUAUUCGCAAAGACCAAUGGAAGACUUCGACGACAGCGUGUUUUCGGAGCGACAACGCGAAGCAAGCAUCGUCUCCACGGUGACUCACUCCGAUGGUAAAGUCACUUUGGCUCCGAAAAAACCUCCAAGGAAGAGGUCCGAUAAUAGCGAGAGUUUAUCCCAUAAAACUAGUGACUCAUUCUCUGAUGCUGUGACUCAGUUAUCUGAUGACAUGGAAAGCUAUAAAAGUGCCAUCGGUAGCCUGGCCAGCAAAUCAGAUAGGAAAAGAUCUAAAUCUGACGAGGAUAGUAGUGAGCAUGACAAUAAAUCGAAAAGAAUUAAAGACAAAGAUGGUGCAGAGGAAGAGCUUUCAAUGAAGAAAGCUUUUGAGGUCUCUGCGAUGAAGCCCUCAACAGAACCUAUGGAUGUUGAUGUGCAAGAGUUACCUUCAAUUCUGAAAAAGUCAAAAGUCACCGACUUGGAUUCGGAUUCUCCUAUGAAAGGUAAGAAGGAUGACAGUCAGGAAGGAAGAAGAAACUCGAAAGAAAAGGUCUCAAGUCGCAAGAGCUCCUCAGAUUCUAAUAAAGGCAGGAAAAGCUCUGAUGCCUCCAGCGCAGACGAAGAGAGGCAGAGGAAAAAAGUGAAGAAAACCAUAUCAUUCGAAGAUCAGAAAGUGGCUGAGCCACGUGAAAAGUCCGUUGACAAACAACCGCUCAAACGGGCCAAAUCCUACGACACAGAGAACGACGAUGACUCCCUGCAAGAAUUUGAAAAGCGCAAGUCUUUGAGGAAAUCUGACAGUUCAGAUAUCUCAUCGGAUACUUCCUUCCAGAAAGACCCGCAAAAAUCCGAUUCUAAGCCUGAGGUUUCCCUCAAAAAAAGAUUGUCCAAAGAUGGCAGCGGUGACUCCGCCUCAACCGACAGAGAAACAGGAUCCAAAUCAAAACGGAAGAAACGGAGAGGCUCUCAAAGAUUGUCCAAGUCUUCCAGCAAGGAAGACGAUUCCCUCGAGGAGUAUGAAAAACAGAAAGAGAGAAGUAAAUCGUCUGAGAGGAAGGAAUUACUCUCAUCUGAAAAGGAAGUUUUCGUGCAAGCAGUUGAGGCCCUAAGUCAGGGAGACGAAGGUCAAAAUAUAGAAAAGAAUGUCGAGCCUCCUCCACCUUGUGAUACUGAAUACAUUUCGUCUUCCGAUGCUUUCUCGCCGGAGGCGCAUAAAAAGUCUCUAGAAAGCUUGGGCCACGAGACAACCUCCGACGUGGAGAGUAUUAUUAGUCAAGAGCGAUCCGUGUAUGAGGACACCCAUGAUCAAACUGAUACAACCUUCGAUCAAAAUCCAUCUGUUUUAGAAUCACUCACUCAGUCAUUGCAGGAAAUUCAAAGGGGACUAGCGGCCGUGGAAUCACAGGUUCGGGCAGAAUCAAGUGAUGAACCAUACUCUGCCCAAGAGAGCCUCACGAUUCUGGAAUCUUUAGUGCAACCCAUAACGGAAAUUCAACGUGGAUUGGAACUGGUGGAGCAGAAGAUCAAUGAAGAUUGCGCAACCGGUGAAUACUCCGCCGGCAAGACAGGAAUUGCCAUUCUGGAAACUCUAGCACAGCCUAUCCGUGAGUUUGAAAGGAGUUUGACAUUCGUGGAACAGCAGCAAUUUCAGCAACAACAUUCGAUGGCGGAUGGGUCGGAGGAGUCUCUACUUGAGCGGACAAACCAAUCGAUUCUUGAAUCCGUUGCACAGCCCCUCCAGGAGUUGCACCGAGAAAUAGCUCUCAUUCAGAAACAAGCUGUAAUGGAGACCGAUACGGAAUCCUUUUCCGGCAUCGUUACAUCGUUCCAACCAUCCAUUCGUGAUGUCCGAGGAGGUGUUGAACAAAGCGUUACAACACUGAAAGAUGAUGUCUCUGAGCUAUCUUCGUUCAGUGCUUUGUCAACUGUUGCUCAAAGCUUGGAAGAAUCCAUGAGAAACGCAGUGACAGUCGUUGAGCAAGAUGUGCGAUAUAAUGUCCCGUCUCAGAUGGAGGCUGAACUUGAUGAAGAUAUACCUUUGACCGUUAGAGAAAUCGAAAAAGAAUUUUCAGAUUCAGACGAAGCUCUUAAGAAUCUAUCCAACAAAAUUGAUCCGAUCCUCGAAGAGCUCGUUAAUCACGCGGAGACUCUACAAAACUGUUUAGCAAAGAUUCAAGGGAAGCAGCUCGAAUUGUCAAAUAAAAAAGAAAACUACGACAAAGAAGAAGCAAUGCUUAACCAAUUUAUCCCUUUAAUCGAGCCACUUCGGGACCUUCAAAGUGUCUUAUUAAAUUGCAUCUCUGAGGUAGUGUCAAAUGAAAUAAAUCCUUUCGAAUCAGAAGAGGUUGCUUCGAAAUUGACAGCAUUAAUAGCCAAUCCCCUUAAAGCUCUUAGGGGCUGUAUAGCAGUUCUGGAGUCUUACACCGCAGUAUUGGAUGGUCCAGAGUUGGUUUCUCAAGGUGCAGUAUUACUAAACAGACUAGCGAAUCCAAUCAAUGAUUUAGACACGACCAUAAAGUUGGUCGAACAUCUGUCCGCAUUUACAGCAUUGGAUUACAUGAUUUUACCCAUCGAAGCUUUGGUGGAUGCAUUAGAUAAUAUCGAUUAUGAUGAAGUUUCAAUCGAAGAUAUCGCGAGAGAAGGCUUGCCUCUGGUGAAGAACUUGGAUGACUCCGUUGAAAUACUUAUCAACUGUAUUAGAACCAUUGAUAAAUGUGCCUCAGCUGAAACAUCCUUUGUGAAGCAAAAGAAACUUAAAUAUUUUGGAACUUUACUAGCACCUCUGAUAAACUUCCAAGAGGAAUUGCACAAGCUUGAGCAAACCUUCGCCGAUGAAUCAAAAUUGAAUCAGGUAUCAGGGGCUCAGGUAUAUCAACUAGCUCAGGAUAUAAGUACCCCUUUACAGUUGUUACGUAUGGAACUAUCGGUGAUGCAGCAUCAGAUAGAGCUUGAGGAGUACAGUUCAUUCUUAUAUCCCGAUAGGGAAAAGUCAGUACUCAUUGAACUGGUUGAGCCUCUAGCCCAAGCCCAGAAGUGUGUUUCAUUUUAUCAUGAUAGAAUCGUCGAUCUGCAUCCAGAUGAAAAUAUUGACGCCGGAAACAUAGUGUAUGCAUUGAAAGUCUUGAAAAACCCUCUCUCCGAUCUUUGCACGAGUAUAAUAAAAGCCGAAGAAACCAUUCUGCAGUCUGCUCCUGCUAUUUCAGAUCCCAACAUAGGUUUGAAAAAAGUCCACCAAACUGUUGGUGAUUUGCAGAAGGUCAUCGCGUCCAUAAAAGCGCUACCUUUAAUGCAAAAUGUAACUGCUGAGGAUUUGGCGAUUUGUGAUUCCUUUGCAACUCUGUCAGAGCCACUUGAAGCCAUUCAAUGUGGAUUAGAGAUUAUUGGGCGUCAAAUUCAUGAUCAAGACGAGCAAAAUUUGGGCACACAAUCACUUAGCAAUUUGGAAGAGCCUUUUGCUACGUUGCAAAAAACUUUGUCAGCCAUUGAGCAGAAAAUAUCCUCUCAGGAUUUUUCAUACCAACUGAAUGAAUUACGUGGGACCGUGCAGGACCUUCAAAGGCACAUAUUAGAAUUUCAAGAUCAAAUUUCCUUUGAGUACGGUAAUCAGCCAGCAUCCAUUGAGUACAGUAUUCUUACAUUGCAGUCAAUAGUUCAACCAAUGCAGGUUUUAUUGACUCAUUUAACGAAGGUUUGUAAUGUUAUCUCUUUCCAGUCUACUGAAAAUAAGAAUUUGACGCGCAUCCCUAGUUUGAGUAACCUUGUUCAAAAUGCAUCAAACCUUAACACAAAAUUCGAUGAAUAUGCAAAGACGACCCAAGGAACUUAUCCGACCGAGGGAGUUAAAACACCCAUGCAAGUAAUGUUGUGUGAAACAGCCCUCGUUUUGGAGACAUUUGUCCAGAAUUUGCACGAUUUUGACGAAUCGAUGAGGAUUAGUUCAAAUCCUGCGGCUGUAGAUCGCACCCCUAUUACAGACACUUUAAAAAAUUUACAGCAGCAUCUCGUUCAACUGCAGGAUGAGAUCCAGUACCAUCCUGACAUCCCUUUAGCAGUAGUUGAAAAAAGUAUACACACACUCGCCGAUACACUGAAGGAUAGUCAUGAUAUCCUCUGCACAACGAAGAAUCUCCUUGAAUUUGUAUCAGUCCUAGCUGAAAACGUCACACCCAUCGAAAAUUUAGCAGAGCAGUUACAUGGUCUAAAAACUGCCACUUUCACAUUGGAGGACGUAUCUAAAAAGGCCAUUGAUAGUGCAGAUAUUGCAGUAAAAGCACCAAAAGAAAGAGAGACUAAGUUGACAGGUAAAACAGAAGAGUCUCAAGUAAGAAAGACCAAAGAUGUCGAAGAAAUGACAAUCGAACAAAAAGUUAAAGUUGAAGAGCCCUUGCCGAAAAAGGCCCUAGAAGGGUUGGUUGAGAAAACAGAAACUAAAACAGAUAAGACUAAAAGCCAAGACAAGGAUGCUCAAGAAAGUAAACAUGAAGAACUAGAAGAAGAGAAAUUGGAGCUACCACGUCAAGGGAUAGUUUUUGAGCAGCCGAACAAAGAAAUAAAGAUGGACGUUGAAUUUUCGUCACACGAUGAGCACUCUCAACCACUUUCAUUAAAUGAAAUAAAGAAAAGAGGGGAGAAAAUGGAGUUGGACGUAGUUCAUCAGGAUGUUGAACAGGCAAUGGAUAUUUCUGAGUCACAUAUGCCAAAACAGGAGACAUCUACUGCUAUAAUUAACGCCACUGAAGAUGACAGCAUUUUAAAACUUCAAGAAACCCAGACAGGACCAAAACCAGAUACCUCUACGCCGCCAAGCAAGCAAAACGAAAAAGAGACGGUGAAACAUUCGCAAAAUGAGCCAGAGAAAAAGGCGAAGGAACAAAGUAAAACUAAACAAAAAACUAAAGUUCCGUCGAGUUUGGAGAGCAAAAGGAAACACAGCAUUAUACCUAUUGAUCUCCAACUCGAGUCUGUGAAUGACGUUUUGUCCACUAUACGUAACUUCCGUAAAAACAUUGCAAUUGACUGUACUGAAAAUUUUGAUAAUGAGUCUCCAGUUCAAGAUUCCCUUCUCGAAUUUAUCGAUGAAAUUGAACUCUUUGAAACAAGCCUGAGACAGUUCAAGGAAAACACAGAAAUUGAUGAAAACAGCUUGACUCCUGAUUCUGUAAAAGGGAAUCUUGAUGUUCCAUUGCUGCGUUUGAAAAAUCAAGUAUGUCUUCUAGAAAAUGUUUUCAAUGCUCACCAGUGUGAGUCACUCUCAGCUGCGGUGACUGAUCUGAAAGAAAUCGUCAAUGAGUUAAACGAGAAUCUCGAGAGAAACUCUUUUGAGCUCAUGCAACUGGAAGAUCUAAAAACACCCUUAAAAAUUUUGAAUUUAGCCGUCAUUGAAUGGGGAUCAAAGGAAGACGGCGAGGUCCAACUAUUGAAAAAUCAAGCAAAUAAUGUUGCCUCCUUCAAUCCGUCAGAUUUGAAUAAAUUUGUUGUAAAAGACAUGGUUGAUUGUAUCUCAAGCAUUGAUAACGAAAUCUACGGUAUUUUGAAUCAUGCCUCUGAGGGUGUCACAAAUGAUAUAUUUUAUGAAUGCACAGAUAAUAUAAAAAAUCUGGCUAUUGUCUCUGAAAAGCUCAAAGUAACUGAAAACAAAUUAAAAGCCUUAAUCGACAAGCCAAGCGAGAUGCCCGUUACAAUUUUGAAAGAGUCAAUUAAAAAUAUUCAAGAGCACAUUUUUUCUGUGGAACAAGCACUUUGUCUAAACACACUUCAACCUCAGACCGUGCAAAACACAGUCUCGAACUUUCGGGAAUAUUUAGCCGCUCUUCAUCAUGAUAUCCAGGCGUUUGAACGCCUCAACGUCGAGGACAGCAAGGCUUUAAAUUUGGAGAAGCUGAUAGAGCCCAUUACAGUCCUCCUACAACAGAUAGAAGAUGUGAAACAUAGCACAGUAGCAGAAAAAAUAAGCACAGCUUUAAUUGAACACAUAGAUAUCUUAGAUCAGACUGCAGAUGAAUUAAGACAGCAGUUAACAGCAUGCAUGUUGGAACCGCAAAUAACUGAAAGUGAGAUAACGACUCUUGUAGAACCUUUUAAGAUAAUAAAAUCCGAGAUAAAUGACAUUGCACCGUACAUUAAUCGUGCAAGUAAACGUCGAAGCAUCUCUACCGAUGAAAAUCUUUUAUUGCAAAAUUUGUCGGACGCUUUUCAGACCAUUGCAAGUAUAGAGUUCGAAGAAGUUUCUGAUUUAUUGGUCAACCAAAAUUUCAAAGAAAAGACAAAAGUUGCAAGUGAAACACUGGUGGAAGAACUGCUAAUCAAUGCAUCGGCAAUGAAACAACCGUUGGUACAACAGUCUGAUACUCAAAAUAAACUAAAACAAGAGGCGAAAAACGUACCAGAACAAGUACUUGAAGAAGGACUUACGCCGGAAGUGGGCAUUAAAUUAAAACGAGAAGCUGGAGAAGAGUCCAAAAUUGAGGUUGAGCAAAAGACACGAAAAGAAAUUGAAGAAAAAACAGAACGUGAAGCAGAAGAAAAAGCAAAGAUACAAGAUGCGGAAAAAACUAAAAUAGAGGCCGCAGAGAACGUGAAGCAUGAAGCAGAAGCAGAGGCCAGACGAUAUGCAGAGGAAAAAGCGAAGCUAGAAGCCGAGCACAAGGCCAAAAAAGAAGCAGCAGAGAAAGAAAAACGUGCAGCUGAAGAAAAAGAAAGACGGCAAGCAGAAGAAAAAGAAAGACGGCAAGCAGAAGAAAAAGCAAGGCAAGAAGCUGAGAUUAGGACCAAAAAGGAAGCAACUGAGAAGGCUAAACGUGAAACAGAAGAAAAAGGAAAUCGUGAAACAGAGGAAAAAGCAAAACGUGAAGCUGAGGAAAAGGCCAGAAAGGAUGAGAAAGCCGCUCUUGGAGCGCAAGAAAAAGCUAAAAAGGAAGCUGCGGAUAAAGCAAAAAAAGAGGCUUCAGAAAAAGCUAUACAUGAGGCAGAAGCAGAAGAGAAACAUGUUGCAGAGUCAAUAGCAAUACAGGAAACCGAGGUGAAAGCCGAUAAAGUAAACCGUGAAGCGGAAGAAAAAGCAAAACAAGAGUCCGAGGAGGCGGCUAAAAAAGAAGCCACGGAAAAAGUUAGUAGUGAGGCUGCAGAAAAAGCAAAACGUGCAGAGGAAGAAAAAGCAACCUAUGAGAAACAAGAAGCAGCAAAACGUCAAGCAGAGGAAAAGGCACAACGUGAAACAGAAGAAAAAGCAAAACGUGAAGCAGAAGAAAAAGCAAAACAUGAAACUGAAGAAAAGGCCAAAAAGGAAGCUGCAGAGAGAUUGAAACAUGAAGCAGAAGAAAAAGCGAAACGAGGGGUAGAAGAAAAAGCGGAACGUGAAAGAGAAGAAAAAGUGAAACGUGAGGCUGAACAAAAUGCAAAACGUGACGCAGAAGAGAAAGCGAAACGUGAGGCAGAAGAAAAAGCAAUGAAAGAAGCAGAAGAAAAAGCUAAGAAGGAUGCAGAAGAGAAAGCUAAGAAGGAAGCAGAGGAAAAAGCCAAAAUGGAAGCAGUAGAAAAAACAAAGCAAGAAGCCGCAGAAAAGGCGAAACGUGAAGCAGAGGAAAAAGCCAAACGGGAGGCGGAAGAAAAAGCGAAACGUGAAACAGAAGAAAAAGCAAAGAAAGAAGCACAAGAAAAAGCUAAACGUGAAGCGGAAGAAAAAGCAAAACAGGAGGCAGAGGAAAAAGCAAAACUUGAAGCAGAAGAAAAAGCAAGACGGGAGGCAGAAGAAAAAGCUAAACGGGAGGUAGAAGAAAAAGCAAAGCAAGAAGCUGCAGAUAAGGCCAAGAAAGAAGCCGCAGAAAAGGCGAAACUUGAAGCAGAAGAAAAAGCUAAACGUGAAGCAGAAGAAAAAGCUAAACGUGAAGCUGCAGAAAAGGCGAAACGUGAAGCAGAAGAAAAAGCUAAACGUGAAGCAGAAGAAAAAGCUAAACGUGAAGCUGCAGAAAAGGCGAAACGUGAAGCAGAAGAAAAAGCUAAACGUGAAGCAGAAGAAAAUGCUAAACGUGAUGCAGAAGAAAAAGCAAAGCAAGAAGCCACAGAAAAGGCGAAACGUGAAGCAGAGGAAAAAGCGAAACGUGAAGCAGAGGAAAAAGCAAAACGGGAGGCGGAAAAAAAAGCUAAACUUGAAGCAGAACAAAAAGCUAAACGUGAAGCAGAGGAAAAAGCCAAACGGGAGGCGGAAGAAAGAGGUAAACUUGAAGCAGAACAAACAGCUAAACUUGAAGCAGAAGAAAAAGCUAAACGUGAAGCAGAAGAAAAAGUAAACCGUGAAGCAGAAGAAAAAGCAAAACGGGAGGCAGAAGAAAAAGCGAAACAAGAAGCUGCAGAAAAGGCCAAGAAAGAAGCCGAAGAAAAGGCUACACGUGACGCGGAAGAAAAAGCAAAGAAGGAAGCUGAAGAAAAAGUGAAACGAGAAGCAGAAGAAAAAGCAAAGAAAGAAGCAGAAGAAAAAGCGAAGAAGGAUGCAGAAGAAAAAGCUAAGAAGGAAGCGGAGGAAAAGGCCAAAAUGGAAGCAGUAGAAAAAGCAAAGAAGGAAGCAGAAGAAAAAGCAAAGCAUGAAGCAGAAGAAAAAGCAAAGAAGGAAGCAGAGGAAAGAGCCAAAAAGGAAGCAGCAGAGAAGGCGAAACUUGAAGCAGAGGAAAAAGCAAAGAAAGAAGCAGAAGAAAAAGCGAAGAAGGAAGCAGAAGAAAAAGCAAAGCAGGAGGCAGAAGAGAAAGCUAAGAAGGAAGCAGAGGAAAAGGCCAAAAUGGAAGCAGUAGAAAAAGCAAAGAAGGAAGCAGAAGAAAAAGCAAAGCAGGAGGCUGAAGAAAAAGAAAAGAAGGAAGCAGAGGAAAAAGCCAAAAAGGAAGCAGCAGAGAAGGCGAAACUUGAAGAAGAGGAAAAAGCAAAGAAAGAAGCAGAAGAAAAAGCGAAGAAGGAAGCAGAAGAAAAAGCGAAGAAGGAAGCAGAGGAAAAAGCAAAGAAGGAUGCAGAAGAGAAAGCUAAAAAGGAAGCAGAGGAAAAGGCCAAAAUGGAAGCAGUAGAAAAAGCAAAGAAGGAAGCAGAAGAAAAAGCAAAGCAGGAGGCAGAAGAAAAAGCAAAGAAGGAAGCAGAGGAAAAAGCCAAAAAGGAAGCAGCAGAGAAGGCGAAACUUGAAGCAGAAGAAAAAGCUAAGAAGGAAGCAGAAGAGAAAGCUAAGAAGGAAGCAGAGGAAAAGGCCAAAAUGGAAGCAGUAGAAAAAGCAAAGAAGGAAGCAGAAGAAAAAGCAAAGCAGGAGGCAGAAGAAAAAGCAAAGAAGGAAGCUGAGGAAAAAGCCAAAAAGGAAGCAGCAGAGAAGGCGAAACUUGAAGCAGAAGAAAAAGCUAAGAAGGAAGCAGAAGAGAAAGCAAAGAAGGAAGCAGAGGAAAAAGCAAAGAAGGAUGCAGAAGAGAAAGCUAAGAAGGAACCAGAGGAAAAGGCCAAAAUGGAAGCAGUAGAAAAAGCAAAGAAGGAAGCAGAGGAAAAAGCCAAAAAGGAAGCAGCAGAGAAGGCGAAACUUGAAGCAGAGGAAAAAGCAAAGAAAGAAGCAGAAGAAAAAGCAAAGAAGGAGGCAGUAGAAAAAGCUAAGAAGGAAGCAGAAGAAAAAACAAAGAAGGAAGCAGAGGAAAAAGCCAAAAAGGAAGCAGCAGAGAAGGCGAAGCUUGAAGCAGAGGAAAAAGUAAAGAAAGAAGCAGAAGAAAAAGCAAAGAAGGAAGCAGAAGAGAAAGCCAAAAAGGAAGCAGAGGAAAAGGCCAAAAUGGAAGCAGUAGAAAAGGCAAAGAAGGAAGCAGAAGAAAAAGCAAAGAAAGAAGCAGAAGAAAAAGCAAAGAAAGAAGCAGAAGAGAAAACAAAGAAGGAUGCAGAGGAGCAGGCCAAAAUGGAGGCAGUGAAGAAAACGAAACUUGAAGCAGAAGAAAAAGCAAAGAAGGAAAUAGAGGAAAAAGCAAAGAAGGAAGCAGAUGAAAAAGCGAGACGUGACGCAGAAGAAAAAGCGAAGGAAGAAGCAACGGAGAAGACCAGGGAAGAAGUCGCAGAAAAGGUUAAACGUGAGGCAGAGGAAAAGAAAAAACUUGAGGCUGAGGAAGUAGCCAAAAAGGAAGCCGCAGAUAAGACGAAACUUGCAGCAGAAGAAGAAGCAAAGAAGGAUGCUGAGUAUAAAGCACAAAAGGAUGCUGCAGAUAAGACUAGACGUGAUGCAGAUGAAAUGGCUAAGCGUGAGGCAGAAGAAAAAGCUAAGCGCGAGGCAGAGAAUGAAGUGAAAAAGAGGACUGAAGAACAAGCCAGAAAGGAAGCUGCGGAGAAGGUUAAACGUGAAGAAGAAGGAAAUGCAAAGCAGAAGUCUGAGGAGAAGGUCAAAAAAGAAACCGAAGAGAAGGUUCAGCGUAAUGCCAAAGAGAAGGCUGAUUUCGAGGUUAGAGAGGAAACAAUAGUGGGAGCGAAGGAAAUUACUCAUCAAGACGUCAAAGCAAAGUCCGAGGAAAAAGAAUGUGGUCGCACUGAUGAAUUGUCCAGUCGCAAAGCAAAUGAGGAACUAUCUCGAGUGGCAGAUGAAAAGAUAAUAAGUAAAACUAAUAAGGAUAUUGAAACACAUACGAAGCAAGUUUACGUAACAGAAAAUAAUGACACAUUUAAUCGAGGGGCAAAAGCAGCAAUCAAAAAAACAGCUGCAGAACUCACGAUUACUGGUCAAACUGCCAAAGACCAUUAUUCUGGAACGUCUCUACGUGGAUCCACUCACGGUAGUUACGUUACUAAGAAAUACGAAAUCACGGAUGAUUUAAGAGUCACUGCAGAAAAGUUGAGAGAUCAGUGCUCCGAAGAACUUAAGCACAGCAGGAGGAGCGUCUCACGAUCUGAAAUAAGGGCUACCUCAGAGUCACCGAGCUUUAUGAAUACGCACAGCGCAAGGGAUUAUCAAUAUAAACGAAUCAACUUGGAUAAUGUUGAUAUCCACAGUUCUACUUAUUCAAGGACUAAAUCACCCCUAGAAAGAGCUCGAUCACCAUACGUCAGUAGAUCACCUGUUGGAGUAGCUAGGAGCCCAGAUUUGAUUCAUCAGUUGAACAGGAAGAUGCAUCUGAGCUCGAACUAUUACAAGAGAGAAUAUACACCUGACCUUACGGAUCGACUGACCAGUCAGCGGGUAGGAUCACCUGUGGACUCAUAUAAAGGCAGGAGUGACUCCCGACUUGGUGUUUCGGAAUCUGAGGACGAUUACACGCUCAGAGAGAACUCAUUGUCAAGAUCUCGUAGUUUUGACCGAAUGGCUUAUAAUUACAUAAGCUCUAAGGCUGACCGGCAUUCCGAUUAUUUGUCUAAUUCGGGCAGAUAUGCAUCACCUCUGAGGACGAAAUGGUCUGAAAGUGUCGUUUCUGAUGAUGAGAUGUAUCAUUACUCCAAGGUCCAUUCUCGCUGUAUUGUUCAUGAUCAGCAUCCUAAAGUGAAAACAACAGACUCAAGACCUCAUUUCUGUGGUCGAUUGUCCAAUCGAUCGACCACCGUAGGAUCCAGGGUGAAGUUGACAUGCAGUGUGAUUGGUUACCCGGAGCCAAAAAUUGAAUGGUACAAAGAUGGACUCCCCAUUAUCCAUAAAAAACGGGAUUUCAAGUAUCAUGUGAAGUUGUACAAAGGUCUCGCUAGUCUGGAAAUUUUCGGAGCACAAGUGAGUGACUCAGGGAACUAUACUUGCGUGGCCACAAAUGACUACGGAAGAUCCAUCACAGCUGCCAACAUUCAAGUCUUCCCUGACUACGAGACUCAGCGAAUGUCAGAACUUUCGAACCGAUCCAUAGAAUCGGAUUUCCUUCACAUGCGUUGUAUUAGGGACUCGUUCUCACCCCGACCGAGCUCCAUCCUGAGGGACCUGACUCAUUCCGACCACUUAUCAGCUCCCAAAGGUGUGGACCUCGACGGUGACCUCUUUAGCCCCAGAUCUGGUCUAUCGUCGCCCGAUUACGGUAGGCCCGUCGUCACGACUUUAGCCUCGGAGAACUUCGUCCCGGCCGGUGGAACUGCUGCAUUGCACGUCCAUUUUAAAGGCACCCCAUACUCAGACGUGACCUGGCUGAAGGGUAGCACGCCGAUCUCAACGUCCUCCUCGCGCUACAGGUACGUGCGAGAGCCGGACACGCACACUCUCAUCGUUAGUGACGUCACCCCGGAGGAGACGGGGAAGUACGUCUGCCGGGCGUACACCGGGCUUGGAUACGUGGACACGACGGCCACCAUCGAGGUCGUGUCUGCGGGCAACGUCCGCGGCAACAACCGCCCGGCGAUGUUCGUCAACCGGCCCAGCACCAGCCUCACCUUCGUCGUCGGCGAGGACAUCACGCUGUCCUUCCGGGUCGCCGGAACACCCAAGCCCAAAGUUUCAUGGAUGAAAGGAUUGAAGGACAUCACGAACAGUUUCAGGACUGUGAAAGAGACUUAUGACGACUACGUGAGAUUAACCUUAAAGCGGGCACAACCUUCAGACGCUGGAACUUAUUUCAUCGUUGCGAAGAAUAUUUACGGCUGUGAUAGAGCAUUCGUCACCGUUCGGAUCCGGGAGAGAGCGCGGUCAUUGACACCUCUUCCAAGAGAUCAACGGAGGGAGGCAAGUGUUUUAAGCGAUUACUUAGCGGAGUCACAAAUCAAGCAGCGAGAAGUUCCUGGCCGUAUCGCGGGUCAGCCACAAGUCGUCGAAACUGGCCGAAAUUGGGUGACAAUCUCAUGGCCGAAACCAGAAAUAAAAGACUCUACCCCCGUCCUAGCCUACAAAAUUGAAGCCUGGCUUGUGGGUGCAGAAGGAGGUGCAAAAUGGAAAGAGCUGGGCGUGACGCCGAGCAAUACCCUGGAUGCCUUCAACCUGCAGCCGGGCGGGGAGUAUCUCUUGAGAAUCCGGGCGCGGAACCGCUACGGCUGGGGCGAGCCGCUCAUCAGCGAUAAGCCCAUCGUCAUCGGGCAGCUGGUCGACAUGCCGGAGAUCGUCAAGGACAUGCCCGCCCUCGUCAGGGCUCUCGAUGGUACCAAUGUCGCACUCACCUUCUUCGCGAAAAGCGCCACCCUGCCGGUGUUCACGUGGUACAAAGACGGGGAGCUUUUGAACUUCGAGAAGAAGCCGAGCGAGAAGUACGAGAGGACUUUCGACGGCCGGAAAGUGCGGCUCCUCAUCGUCUCGGCGACCGCCGACGACGCGGGUCACUACGUUUGCGAGGUGAAGAACGAAAAAGGAAGGGUCUCCUCCCACGGUCGUCUGGAAGUCGUCGCCGACAAGAAGCAGUGGGACGCGAUGGAGAAGCUCAGGAAUGCCGCAAACCAAGAGUCUCCAGAUAAACCGCCAGAGUUCGCCAUGCAUUUACGGGACCGACGGGUGAAGGUCAACUUUCCCGUGCGACUUACAUGCCAAGCCACCGGCUUCCCUGAGCCUAAGGUCCAGUGGUUCAAGGAUGAUGAAAGAAUUUUUGAGGAUGAAAAGUACGCGUUCUUCAGCGGCGAGCAGUUCUUCACGUUGGAGAUCGGGAGCGCGACGGUGGAGGACGGAGGGAAGUACUCGGCGAGGGUCUACAACGAGCACGGUUCCGUCUCCUGCCACUGCAACCUCAUCGUGGACAAGGGGCUCAAGGCCUACGUCAUCCCCAAGUUCACGCACACCCUCGAGCCAACGGUCACCGUCAAGGAAGGCGGCACCCUACGCCUCGACGCCCAAGUCGAGGCCUACCCAACCGUCGGAAUAUCCUGGCGUCGGGACGAUCUGAGGCUGCGGCCGAGCCGGUACAACUCGAUGACGUUGGACGUGAACGGGAAGGUGCACCUCUCGAUCGCCGGGAUCACGAUGCGCGACGCCGGCAACUACAUCUGCACGGCCAGCAAUGACGUCGGCAACGCUGAAACCAGGACCAAGGUCUUCGUCGAGCGCUCAGACACCCCAAGGGACCCCAACGCCCCUCCCGCCAUGCAGGAGGACCUCAAAGUAUAUUCGAAAGAGCCUAAAUUCUUGACGAAGCCUCUUUCCGCAGAAGCGGUUGAAGGUGACACUGUUAUCAUUCGUUGUGACGUCAUUGGAGAUCCCAAGCCUGAUGUGGUCUGGCUUCGAGACUGGUUAAAGACUGAAUACUAUCGGGAUUCAUGCCAAUUCAAACGGAUUGGAGAAGGACCUGGUUAUCGCCUCGAAAUUCCAAAUGUUCAACUAGACCACACCGGAACUUACGCCAUCUACGCGUGCAACCCCUAUGGCGAAGUUAAAGCAGUGAUAUCCCUCCAAGUUUUCGCCAAAGGUCAAGGUAAAGAGGGCGAAAACGGAAUGGACCGCAGCAGUAUUAGACAUGGACCAGUACAAACAGCCCCAAUUUUCAUCCGAAGAUUGAAAGAUAUAAGAUGCUGCGAUGGGGAUUCGGUCGUUUUCGAAUGCGCUGUCCGAGCUGAGCCUAGGCCAGAGAUUAGAUGGGAAAAAGACAAAAAGCCUUUAGCUUACACUGAAGACUUCCGAGUUGAGCACGUAGGCGAGAUCGUUAAACUGCACAUCUCUAAAGUUUACCCGGAGGAUGAAGGGGUUUACGCUUGCAUCGCCUUCAACGACGGUGGCAAAGCAUCCACCUCUGCCGCUUUAACUGUUGAUGCUCCUGUUGAUAGAGACGCCAUUCUUCAAAAGCAAUUGAAAUUGCCGGGCAGCCCUCGCUCAGGGAGUGUGACUCCGAAAUCACCAACGCCGAAAAUACCUUCGAGGAGUAUAUCACCUGCUGUUCUAAAAACGCGAGAGAAAUCCCCCUCGACGACGCUGGGGACAUACUCAAGACUGAAGCAGAAACGGGCCCAGGCCCCGAAAUUCUACGCGGUCCCCCACAACAAGGUGGCCGACGAGGGCGAGACGGUUCGGUUCCAGUGCGCGGUGGCCGGACACCCUGCGCCCUACGCCUUCUGGGACAAGGACGGCGAGCGCAUCAACUCCACCCCAAGGAUCAAGGUCUUGGAGAGGGAUGAUCUCAGGAUACUAGAAAUCAACGAUGUCAACGCCAUGGACGCCGGUCUCUACCGGGUCAGGAUAGAGAACGACUUCGGGGGAAUCGAUGCCUCUGCCAGACUAGAGAUUAUAAGUAAUAAAAGAAGGAACAGCGGUGGUAUAAGACUGACUGAUACCUCUUCAGCAUCUCCUACUUUUGGAAGAAGACUGUCAGGAUCUGCUGCCAGAGAAGGCAGUAAAUUUACUUUUGCUUGCGACGUCCAAGCGUCACCCUCUCCUGUCACAUCUUGGUAUAGAAACGGUGAUCCAAUCGAAUCAUCUGAGCGUAUAGUUCCUAGUUGGGAUGGCAAAACAGCUCGACUAGAGCUGAAACAGCUACGAAAAGGAGACUCAGGAGUUUAUCAGUGUAUAGCAGAAAAUGAACUCGGAAAAACAAGGUGUUCGGCCGAGCUAGUCGUUGUUGAUUCCCAAGAUUCCAGUGAUGCAGAUCUCAAACCGCCAGUAUUUGUCUCUGGUUUACCAGCAUCAACCCAUGCCAUCGAAGGCCAGCCUUUUGAGCUCAAAAUCAAGUUAGAAGGCUCUGAACCCAUGGAAGUCAUAUGGUUAAAGAAUGGAGAAGAAAUCCCUGACUGUGAAGAUUUCAGGUACAAAGUUUAUGAAGGUGGAAGUUACGGCCUAUUGUUCGCUGAUGUAUUCUCUCCAGAUUCUGGUGUCUACAGCUGUACUGCAUACAACUCUUUUGGAGAUGCCAUUUCCACAGGAAAAUUUAUUGUCAGAGAUGAGUUCUCCAAUGGUGACACAAUUGAGCCGCAAUUACAGUUUGUCAAAUCGCCCAAUCCUGUGGUGGCUAUUGCAGGAGGAAUGGCAACUUUCUGUGCCAAAAUCAAGUACAUGGACAAAAGACUGCGGCCAUCUUUAAAUUGGAUUGUUGCUGGUCAAGAUACCAAUAAAAAUCCUCAAAAAUUCAAGGUGGAAGAGGUUGGAGACACAAGUGUUCUUCAUAUCGCAGGAGUAGACACAAACGAUGCGGGUGUUGUCAAGUGUGUUGCCACUCUCGGUGACGACUCUUGUGAGAGUUUGACAGAGCUGAAGGUGGAACAGUUGGAGAAGUAUGAAACCCCCGCCAUUCUGACACAAGGCCCUGCUGACAUAUCGGUUCUACGAGGUGAGAAGGUGGUCCUGACUGCUGCGUUUGUGGGACGUCCUGAUCCUUUUGUUCGAUGGCUGAAAGCGGGUAGAGAAUUGUCCUCAGAUGGUCACAUAGAGAUUGUAACAAAAGACGGCAUGUCCAGUCUAACCAUUUCAGGGAUUAACACUGAUGACAGUGGGAAAUAUGUAGUUAGUGUGGAAAACAUUCAUGGUGCUGACUGCCAUUUUGCAUCCGUCGCUGUUGAAGGUUCUCCAGACCCACCAGCAAAGAAACCCAGUGUUUUAGCCAACGAAAGAUCUGCUCUCAUCACUUGGUCGAGUCCUCCGUUUGAUGGUGGAUGCAUGAUCACUGGUUACACAAUAGAAAUGAAGACUGUUAAGCAGAGAGACUGGCACGUUGUCACUGACAGGUGUCAUUCUCUUUCUCACACCGUGGGUGAGCUUACACCAGGAGAGAGUUAUAUCUUUCGGGUUCGAGCUGAAAAUGUUCAUGGACUUAGUGAACCCAGCGCUGAAUCCCAAGUAGUUCAAAUCAAACAGACAGAGGAUGAUCUAGUGGCCAUUUACGGAACAGAUACAGUGAAAGUUGAAAACGGUGAAGAUUUCAAGGACCGUUUUGAAGUCCUCGAAGAACUUGGCAAAGGUCGGUUUGGAAUCGUGCACAAAGUAACAGACAAGACGACUGGUUGUAAGCUUGCCGCAAAGUUUGUGAAGUGCAUUAAAGCGAAAGAUAAGGAAAAGGUCUGGGAGGAGAUUAAUAUCAUGAACUGUUUGCGGCACCCAAAAUUGUUACAGCUCAUUGCUGCUUUUGAAAACUCUAGAGAAGUCAUAAUGAUUUUAGAAUAUAUUUCAGGAGGAGAGCUAUUUGAGAGAGUUGUCGCUGACGACUUCACUUUAACUGAAAGAGACUGUAUCCUUUUCAUGCGGCAAAUUUGUGAAGGAGUAGACUUUAUGCACCAAAACUGCGUUGUACAUCUGGAUUUGAAGCCGGAAAACAUAAUGUGCCGCACGCGAACCUCACACGAAAUUAAACUUAUAGAUUUCGGUUUAGCAAGAAAAAUUGACCCAAAUGUAGAUGAAAGGCAUUUAUUCGGAACGCCUGAAUUUAUUCCUCCAGAAAUUAUCAACUAUGAACCAAUUGGUGUUGAGUCAGACAUGUGGUCUGUAGGAGUCAUUUGUUACGUGUUGUUAUCCGGUCUGUCACCAUUCAUGGGUGACAAUGAUGCAGAGACAUUUGCAAACAUAACAAGAGCUGAUUUUGAUUUUGAUGACGAAGCAUUUGAUGCCAUUUCUCAAGAUGCCAAAGACUUUAUCAGUGCGCUUCUUGUGAAGAGGAAAGAGAAAAGAUUAACAGCCAAGCAGUGUUUGGAACACAAAUGGAUGACCCAAGUUGAUACUGAAAUGAGCUGUGUUGCGCUCAGCACUGAUAAACUUAAGAAAUUUAUCAUUCGCCGCAAAUGGCAGUCAAUGCCUCAAAAGUUCGACAGACAGACCGCCUAAAAAAGCUGUACGAGCCACAGCUUCCAGCGCAGUCGAAAACCACAUCACCCUCUACGACAGCCAAAAAAACUGUUUCAUCGAGCACAAAUCCGUCUUUUCAAAAAGUUGUUGCCUUCUGGAAACGGUGAUUUCACCUAUUCACCUUUCUUGUCCUCUUUGUUUGCAGGUAAUAUUUUGUAAGUAAAUUAUUCUUGUAUUUAUACACCUCUGUUUUUGUUGUUUUUUAUUAUUUGUGAGUUUCUUUUGUUGUGUAAUUUUUUCUUUUUUUUAUCUCGCUAAGUUAUUUGUGCUGUUAAGAAAGUUCUUCAUUUUCUGUACCUACUGUCAUUAAGUGACUUGGUUGUAGAUUCUCUGUUUUGAGCUCCAGGCUCAUUCUAAAUUCAUACCCCCAGAAAUAUCUCAUGCGAAGAGAUAAAAUCAGUGCCAAAAGUGCCUAAGAUCACCCCACUUUUAAAUCCUCUUCUUUUCAUCCUUCAAUUUUUUUUGAUCGGAACUGUUGUUGAACCGUGCAUCCUUUAAUUUUAAAAUUAUUAAAACUGAAAACUGUUUUCUCUUGUAAAUAUUGUAUUUUACUUCAAUUUCUCAACAAUUGUAAGCACUUGCACAAUGCACAUUUGUAGAGCUAUAAAAUUGCUCUACCUUUUCUCUAUGUCUUGUCAGUAUGGUAGAAUUUUUUACCGUCCCAAAUUUUUUGAGAAAAAAUUGUCAAUUUCAUCUGAUCAUUCAAUUUAAAAUGCUGUCGGUUGUAAUUUUUCAUUGCUUUCAAGCAUAAUUGUAUCUGUAUUUUACCUUAAAAAAAGAUUAACCGAGCUUAAAUCUCUAUAUUAGUCCUCAUCUUUAUAAAUGAAGUGACUUCUACAUAUGAAUUAAAAUAAUCAGUCUACCAGGUAUAGAAGAAAUGGACUUUUUGCAAUUUGGAACUAUGAAUUCUGGCCCGGUUUAAAAACAACGAAUGUGCCAUUAGUUCCCCUAUGCACAUAAGUGUUUUUCCAGAAGAGCCAGAAUUUAUAGUUCUAAAUUGCAAAAUUCAGUCCAAAUGUCCUUCAAAGAUUCAUCUAGUAUUCCAUUUUGUGAAUCUUCACAAAACUCUGCAAUUUUAAGGGAGCUUAUGGAGUCAAAAAUUAUCAAAUUUUGUCAUGGUGCCUUUAAAACGUAGGUUUUUAUGUUUUAACCCUUCCUCUAAGAGUUACCAAGUAUUGUUACGAAUCAGCAGAAAAUCCGUUUGUGUAAAUCAUGCCACAUCCUAUUUUGUACCAAAGUCCUGUAUUUUAUAACUAGGAUAGUUUUGAUGCUGUUUUACAAGCGCAAUACAAAUUUAGCUGUUUUUUCAAGUUAAACAAUUCAUUGUUAAAUACGUUACUUUGAUGUAUUGAGUUUCAGAUAAUAAAAGUUGGAACUUGUUAAUGUA